UCCAGCCCAGCGGGCAGCUUGACGGGCCUCGGACAGGGGGAGGUGGCGCUGUGAAGUACAGUUUACCAUCUUAAAGUCAGCGAUUUAGUAGCGUGUGGCGUUUACGGAGUUGUCCACCACCGUGCUCGAUUAUAGAAUAUUCCAUCUCCCCCAAAAGAAGCCCUGGGCCCCAUCAGCAUUUAUCUCCAGCCCCUGGCACCAUGAACCCCACUUCUGUCUCUCUGGACGUUUCUCGUCAGUGGACUCGCACCGCGUGGCCUCGUGUGUCUGGCUUCUCUCCCCGAGUGGCGUGUUCGGGCCCCUCCCCUCGGUGGCCUGUGCGCCCCCUCCUUUUCAUGACUGAGUCAUACUCCAGUGUGUGGCGGCCGAGCCGAUGCGUGUCCAACCAUCGAUGGGCUGUUCUCUGUUGUGAAUCAUGCUGCUGUGAAUAUUCUCGUACACGUUUUGCUCUGGAUGUGUUUUGGAAACGGAAAUGAAGGGCUGGCUGGGGGAGUGAGAAGGGAGGAGUUGGGGCUUGGAGGCUCCCAGCUAGAAGGCCUGCAAGGGUGGAGCUGAGGAGACCCCUCUGUGGGGAUGUGGGGAGAGGCCCCUGGUCAGUGUGUGAGGUGCAGGGGUUCAGCGGCUCCCCACCAAGGCGUGUCUCCACCCCCAGCAGCCCCUGUGCCCUUAUCCUAGCUCCUCAGCUGGGGAAAGGAGGGAGUGGCCUGGAUGGCCAGCCUGGCCCGCCGUUGCCAGGACACCCUGGGUGGCCUUUGUCCAGUCAACAAUGCUCCCACAUGCCUUCUCAGCGGGAGCGCCAAGGGACCCAGAGGCAGACAUGCAGACCCUGAGGCGGGAGGCCACCAGGCCCUACAUCCCCCGGCGGACCCUGGAAGUGGACUUCCCGGCAUCUCUGUACAGCGAUGACUAUCUGUCCCUGGAGGGACCCCGCUGGACGCCGGCCAUCAAGCAGGCAACAUGUUGGAAGUACACGCCCAUGGGAAGAGACGCAGCCGGUCAGCACUGGUACACUGGCCUGACUAACUCGGACUCCCGAGAAGCCUGGUACACGCUCCCUCGGGCCCUGGACAGCCCCCACCGAGAGGCUUACACCCGCUGGCACGGCUGCCAUGGCCACCGGGAGCACAGCAUGCCCUCGGCCUACACCCAGCGCCUGCGGGAGACAUCCUGGUACGACCCCGUGAUCCCGGCCCAGUACAAGGACCCCAGCACUCGGUGGGGGAGCAUGCUGUGGACAGACAGGCCCAUCCGGGGCAAGGAAUACGUGCUCAACAGGAACCGAUACGGGGUGGAGCCGCCGUGGCGGGUGUCUGACUACGUGCCCUACCUGUCGGCGCCCCAGCGCCCCCACUACACCACCCAGAACUACCGGCAGUGGGACCUGGAACCCUACUGUCCCUCUACCAAGCAGCGGCCCCCACCCGUCUACACGCCCACUCACUGAUAAAGACCAUGCUGCCAGCCUGCGGCUCUCUGCUUGGCGCGGGGAAGACCGGGGAACGUGGCCCUCGCCCCACUGUCCCCUUCCAGGGCCCCAGGCAGACAGCCGAGGCGCAGUCCUCACCCACGGGUGACUUUAUUUAUGGUCAGCGGCACUCCCUGCAGCUGAGGCCUGGGCCAGUCCCCAGCGCCGAGUCCUGGAAGGCUCAGUGCUGACGCCAUCCUCCAGGGGCCUGAGCGUCUGCCCCCGCAUUCCGGAGUGCAGCCCAGAUCAUCCAGAGAGCUGGGCUGGAGUGGUUGGGAGCGGGGCGACUCCCAAGCCUGCCAGACCCCAUGGGCCCUGGAUACCAGAAGGUCCAGCUAGGUGUCCCCACUGGGUCCUGCCCAUCCUGUCCGGCCUUUCCCACCAGUCCUGCAUCCAGGCAGGGGUGGGGGCCGAGGAUCUGAGAAGUGGGGUUGGGCUGCUCUGGAAGCCUCUGCUGAGCAUCCCAUGUGUGCACAGCUGCGGUUUGCCUGCAGCGGGCAGGAGGCCUAGGGGAGUCAGGGUUGAGCUCCAGGCUCCCCUGCAAGAGAAGGGGGGAGAGGGGUUAGUGAGCCGUAGGACGAGCCCCUCCCUGUCUCGGCCCUCCCACCCAUGGCUGGUUUGGGAUUUUAUGGGGGAGUCAACAACUCACAGCUCCGAAGGCGGAUGGGCCAAACAAGCAGACUGCACAGAGUGAAGGUGGCGGCCACGCCCACACCACCGGUCACGGCCACCAUGACCCAGUGGUAGAAGCCCACGCAGGCCCUGCAGCAGAGCUCCGAGCUGGGGGGAGGCAGAGUGUGUGAGCAGAACCUGGAGACUCCCUCCAACCCCACCUGGGCCUCCCACCUCAGACGAGGGCAGCUUUUCUGGGCACUCAGGCCCGAAGCUGGGGGUCACCCUGGACCCAGUCUCCUGCCGCUCUGACACACCAUCCAGUACUGUUGACUCUGCCUUCAAAAUCUUUCCAGAAGCCACUCAUUUCUGCCCCUCCUCAGCCCCCAUCAGGUCCACCCCAUUGUUACCAGCCUGGAUCGAUGCAGUCCGCAACUCCACCCUCACUCCACAUAAUCCGUCCUCCCUGAAGCAGCCCAGGAGGUGCCCAUGAGCACCCAAGUCAGGUCCCGCCCCUUUGCCAACCGCUGGGAGGGAGGGUAAAGGCAGAACCCAAGAUGCCCGUGGCCCAGGAGGACCUGCACAACCUGCACCACCCCUCCCACUGCGCCAAUCACGUGGGUCUCCUGGCUGCCUCCAACGUGCCAGCCCAGUCCUACCCCGGGGCCUUUGCAUGCAUUGUGUCCAUUUGCCUAGAACUGCCAGGCCUCCGGUCCUAGACCACCUCCUCAAGGAAGCCCUCCUGACAACCUGCACCAGUCAGACCUCUGUAAACAACCCCUCACCACUGGAUAACAUAUUUAUUUGUGCAAUUAUUAAUGUGGCUGGCAUCACCCCAGCUCUGUGAGGACAGGGGACCAGGCCAACUUUGGUUCCCAGAUCCUGAGCUUCUAUAAGGCACAAAACUCAAUGGUCUCGCACCAUCUGGAUCUGGAACCCUCAUUUCUAAAGGUCUGAGUCUCCCUCUCUGGUAUCCCGCACCCACUCCCCUCACAUUCCCCCUGAUGUUUGUGCUGCGUCCUCAAUGCCCAGGACAACAUUCAGCAUUUGUUGAAUGAAUAAACAAAGUGCCCAAGGUAAGGAACAACCAAGCCUCCCAGCCUGUGCCCCCCACCCGGGUGGGGUCUUUCUCCACACUGAGUCCUCAGACUUGGAGUAGGGCCUGCACACAGCACACGCCCAGCAGGCUCUUCCUAACGAGGGAGCGAAUGAGUGGGCGGUGGCACUCACGUGCAGGGGUGCAGGCUCUGGAUGACCAUGACUGCCAGCCCGUUGGCUACCUUAUCCGAGAAGCUCAUGGCGCCAUACACGAAGGCUCCGCUGUGCUGGGGGGAUGCAGGCGAGGGAGGUCAGUGCCCACAGUCCCAGCUCUGGUCCCAGCCCCAGCUGGCCCUGCCCACCAGCCCUACCGUGUGGGAGCCAAUGAGGUCGGCUGUCAUGGCCAGUGAAGUGACAAGGAUGGUGGCACAACCGGUGCCCAGCAGUACGGCUACCGCAUACACAGCCACGCCCAGCUCAUCUGCCAGCGCCACCCAAGCUGCAAAGGCCAGGAUCACCAGGAGGCCCGAAAAGUAGGUCAUCUGUGGAGGAGGCCAGCCUGGCGUCAGGCUCACUUCGGGGUACCUGCCUCUCUGCUCUUCAGUCUGCCUUACACACCCCCACCCCUCCGCCAGCAAAGGAGGGGUCAAGUUGGACUGUCCAAUUCUGACCUCAGGGAAUUCGUAGACCCUGAGGCUGCACUGCUGAUGCCUGGGAGCUGGGCAGCCUGAUGCUGCUGCUGCCGCCAGACUGUGGCUGUUUACGUCUAAAUGUGAACCGUUUAAAAUUAAAAUGAAGGAUUCAGGUCCUAGGUCAUGUAACGUACGUUUCAAGCACUCAAUGGCCACACCUUGCUACCACACUGGACACACAAAGUUCUAGAGUUCCUCAGCCCUAGUUCUCAGUCUUGAGUACCUGAGAUGCUCAGAAUCUAGGAUUCUAGAAUUACUGGUUUCCAGACCCAGGGAUCAACAAGGUGCAGAUGAAUAUUGUGGCCUGUACUCAUCCAAGUGCUAGAGGUCUGAGCUCACAGCUGAGGCCCCGCACCUCCACCCAGCCCCCACCGGCAGCCACGCCCACUCACAUUCCUCCCGAUGCACUUAUUGACCGGCUUCAUGAGGAAGGAGGAGAAGAAGCCGCUGAGGUACAUCACUAGUGGGAUGGUGGCAAUGAAUUUCUGCAGGGGCAGAGUUAGGUAUGUGCAUUAUACAGGUGCGGCUCCACGCUGGGCCUCCCCCCACCCCCACUGCCGCCGCUGCCCCCUGCCAGCUCACCUUGGGCAGUUUGAGGGAGUAGGUGAGGUACAUGGCCAUGUACGUCUGGGACAGGUUCACAAUGAGCCUGGUGCUCAUGUACAGCAAGCCCACCUGUGGACAGACCACCGGGAGUCAGCGGCGCUUCCCUCCCACCCGCAGGGGCGCGGGGGCCCUAGGGGAGCACCCACGGCUGGCACGCAAUGCACUAGCGGUGGCUGCCAAUGGAAGUGCAGUGGGUUGGCAUGGAGAAGCUACUGUGUUUCCUCCUGCAUUUGCCAUCCCUGCCUGCUGCAGGGCAGUACGGGGCUUGAAGGGCAAGGGGCAUCAACUCUAGGCCCCUCCACCAACCCUCCCCACCAUGACAUACCUGGUAAAAGGCUGGUUCCCGAAGCCAGUGGUUCCACAGCAGCAAGGGCCUGGCAGUAGCGGGGGCCAGCAGGGGGGUGUGUUCAUCUGGCUCCGCCACCUGGGGCCGGCGCCCCUCCCUGGUGCCCAGGUGAAACAGUAGGGAGAAGACUGCUCCCACGCCCACCACCAACAGGGAGAGGUUCUGGGGAACAGCAGGAGAGGGAUCAGCGGCAGUUCUCAUGACCUGAACCCCAGGUUCAGGGCCUUUGGGGUGUCCCACCAGCCAGCAGCGGCCUUGGCCCACCCUGGGGCCCAGCUCACCCGGAACACCGGCACAUCUUGGACCCCCAGCUGGUCACUGAUGUCCUCGGCAGGCCCCACGUGUGUGGAGCCCUGCAGGUGCAGCAGGAGCCAGGCAGCACCAUAGACAGUGAUGUUGGCAACCACGGUGAAGGCAUACCUGGCGCGGCAGGAAAGCCCUCAGUUUAGGCAGUAACCACACGGCCACUUCCUCCCCAGGUCGGAGCUGUUUGUGGUGUCUGGGGGAUCUCUGGCUGAUGGGUGAUUUCAGCCACUAACACAUCAGGAGGCCCCAGGGAAGCCCUGCUGGCCUCAGUUUCCCCCAACCAGCUAGCUGAUGAUUACAGCUGUGACCCACAAUGCGACUGGGAUAUCGCAGCUGCAGGAACCGGGGUACAGACUCUCCAAACUGGGGCUAAGGCAGGGCUGCAAACCCCAAGUCUGAGAACCUGAGAUGCUCAGAAGCCAGGAUUCUGCCACCAAGGAAUUCUUGGUUUCCAUAUCCUGGGCUUCAACAGGGCAAGGGCUCCAUGGUCUAGAAUCAUCUGCAGCCCGGAAUCAUGACCCUCUAGGGGCUUGGCCAGAAUGGGUACGCGUGUGCGUGUGCGUAUGAGUGGAUCUCACCAGGGCUGUUUCUGAAAGUGGUAACAAGCCCACCCACAGCGCUCAGAGAGGACCUGAAGCUGGCAGGAAGUGCCCGCAGGUGGAAAAUGUGCCCUCAGUCUGACCAGCUGGGCCCCAUCCACUGGGCCCCUGGGAGGCCCAGGCAUUGGGUAACCCCAUCGUU
Messenger RNA from Talpa occidentalis (Iberian mole), 5806 nucleotides. It is a transcript of the gene TEKTIP1, whose product is annotated as tektin bundle interacting protein 1. Lineage: Eukaryota; Metazoa; Chordata; Mammalia; Eulipotyphla; Talpidae. The transcript is spliced from 4 exons. The record is from RefSeq and is a predicted model, not a curated record. The coding region runs from base 767 to 1444 and encodes 225 amino acids.